UGACCAAUCAAAGAAGGCAGCGAUGCACGCGCCGUCUGUCCCCGCUCAAGGGUAGAUGGGUUUCGGAGUCUCGGGUGUGGCUGUUGACGUGACAGGCGCUCGGAUCGCUUUUCAGGCUAGAAGAACUACAAUCCCCAGCAGGCACCGCGCGUCCAGGCUAUCUCCUCCCCCCAUCUUAGUGGCCUGAGCGGCUUGACCACAGCUGCUGCAACUGCAGCAAGAGGUAGGGCUGAGGCGUUGGGAAUUGCACCGACAGGCAGUCGCACAGAAAGACACACAGAUGUAGUGGUGUGCAUAGCCCUUGACAGCGAAUAGCAGCCCCGCUGCACUCCCAGCCUCCCCAGGCAGUCCUCCUUUUCCCCUUUGGUGGUUGGGGAAACAAAGCUUACACCUGGCUUCCUGGCUGCCAGCCUGGGCCUCGAUGACUUCCAGGAGGACGGUACAGGACAUGAGACCUGGUGUCACUAGUUCCAGGUGUCUGCUGAAAGAUUUGGAACGGAAGAUGAUGGCCACUCCGAACCAGACCGCCUGUAAUGCAGAGUCACCAAUAGCCCUGGAGGAGGCCAAGACCUCUGGUGCCCCGGGGAGCCCCCAAACACCCCCUGGGCCUCAUGACUCUGGUGGUUCCCUGCCCCUGACACCCCGGAUGGAGAGCCACUCAGAGGAUGAAGAUGUUGCUGGGGCUGUCGGUGGCCUGGGCUGGUACAGUAGGAGUCCCCGGACCCAGAACCCAGGGGGCUGCUCAGCGGAGGCUGUGCUGGCCCGGAAGAAACACCGUCGGCGGCCGUCCAAGCGCAAACGGCACUGGCGACCCUACCUGGAGCUGAGCUGGGCUGAGAAACAACAGCGGGAUGAGAGGCAGAGCCAGAGGGCCUCCCGGGUCCGCGAGGAGAUGUUCGCCAAAGGCCAGCCCGUGGCCCCCUACAACACCACCCAGUUCCUGAUGAAUGACCGAGACCCGGAGGAGCCCAACUUGGAUGUGCCCCAUGGGAUCUCCCACCCAGGUUCCAGUGGGGAGAGUGAGGCCGGGGACAGUGAUGGGCGGGGCCAAGCGCACGGUGAGUUCCAGCGGAAGGACUUCUCUGAGACUUACGAGCGCUUCCACACCGAGAGCCUGCAGGGCCGCAGCAAGCAGGAGCUGGUGCGAGACUACCUGGAGCUGGAGAAGCGGCUGUCGCAGGCAGAGGAGGAGACUAGGAGGCUGCAGCAGCUGCAGGCGUGUACUGGCCAGCAGUCCUGCCGCCAGGUGGAGGAGCUGGCUGCCGAGGUCGAGAGGCUCCGGACUGAGAACCAGCGGCUUCGGCAGGAGAACCAGAUGUGGAACCGAGAGGGCUGCUGUGAUGAGGAGCCGGGUACCUAGGGGUGCCUCCCAGCCUGGUGGACCCAAGGAGAAGGUCCCAUUUUGUGCACACUCAGGCCAGCUGGGUCUCAAGGAGGCAGGUGGCAGAUGAAAACCACCGUCAACACCCUUUGCCCCCUGAGAACGGCUAAAUUGGUUCAGACUCCCACCUCACCGUUUCCACAGUUGGCUCUUUCGUGUCAUCUUACUCUUUACAGAGAAAUUAAAUGGUCUUAGUGGGACCAAAUGGGA
Cercocebus atys (sooty mangabey) is the source of this 1591-nucleotide messenger RNA. It is a transcript of the gene HEXIM2, whose product is annotated as hexamethylene bis-acetamide inducible 2. The coding region runs from base 422 to 1360 and encodes 312 amino acids. Lineage: Eukaryota; Metazoa; Chordata; Mammalia; Primates; Cercopithecidae. Gene Ontology annotation, molecular function: 7SK snRNA binding; cyclin-dependent protein serine/threonine kinase inhibitor activity. Gene Ontology annotation, cellular component: nucleus; nucleoplasm; cytoplasm. The record is from RefSeq and is a predicted model, not a curated record. The transcript is spliced from 4 exons. Gene Ontology annotation, biological process: negative regulation of cyclin-dependent protein serine/threonine kinase activity; negative regulation of transcription by RNA polymerase II.